Gavialis gangeticus (Gharial) is the source of this 978-nucleotide messenger RNA. It is a transcript of the gene DENR, whose product is annotated as density regulated re-initiation and release factor. The record is from RefSeq and is a predicted model, not a curated record. The coding region runs from base 141 to 737 and encodes 198 amino acids. Gene Ontology annotation, biological process: formation of translation preinitiation complex; translation reinitiation. The transcript is spliced from 7 exons. Lineage: Eukaryota; Metazoa; Chordata; Crocodylia; Gavialidae. Gene Ontology annotation, molecular function: mRNA binding; translation initiation factor activity.
CCGGGCAGCUGCCUCGUCCCGCCUCACUGCGACCUGAGGGGCCGCGGGGGUGAGCACCCUCUGCGCGCCGGGAUCCGGCCGGGACCCCCCUCCCGCCUCCCUGCCUGACCCGCUCUCGCUACCGGGCCCGGGCCGGCGCGAUGGCGGCGGAGGUGGCGGAGUGCGCGGUGCCCGACGGCCGGGGGGACCCGCGGAGCAGCGCCCGGGUGGACGCCGACUGCCCCCUGCGCGUCCUCUACUGCGGAGUCUGCUCGUUGCCAACAGAGUACUGUGAAUACAUGCCUGAUGUGGCUAAAUGUAGGCAGUGGUUAGAGAAGAACUUUCCAGAUGAGUUUGCAAAGCUUACAGUAGAAAAUUCCCCUAGACAAGAACCUGGGGUAGGAGAAGGUCAAGGAACAGCAGGAGAAGAGGAAGAGAAGAAAAAGCAAAAGAGAGGUGGCAGAGGUCAGAUAAAACAGAAAAAGAAGACUGUUCCACAGAAAGUGACAAUAGCAAAAAUUCCAAGAGCAAAGAAAAAAUAUGUCACGAGAGUGUGUGGCCUUGCAACUUUUGAAAUCGAUCUUAAGGAAGCACAGCGGUUUUUUGCUCAGAAAUUCUCCUGUGGUGCCUCAGUAACAGGAGAGGAUGAAAUCAUCAUUCAAGGAGACUUUACAGAUGACAUUAUUGAUGUAAUACAGGAGAAGUGGCCUGAGGUGGAUGAUGACAGCAUUGAGGACCUUGGAGAAGUGAAGAAGUGAUUUGAAAGACUACCUUUAUUUAAUGACAUGGUUACAGGCGACGUAGCCAAAGCGAAGCUCCCAGACACACAUAUUCUGCAGUAAAGCUGUGGGGUCCUGUUACCCUUGGUGUUUUCACCAUUCUGUGUAGACUGCUUGAUAUUUUUUGUUCUGUUGUUGUGAUAAUUUGCCAAAGUUAAACUGGGGGUUUUUUCAUGCUUCUGCAUGAAGUAGAAUUAAAUAAAGUUCCUGUUCCUUGCUG